ACAGGCAUAGUACAGUGAAAAGCGGAACGGGUGUCGCGGGCCUGGUUAUGUAAUGAAUAUACACAUAUCCAGCGCUUGGGCACUACGCCUUCCCUCCAUCUAGUAUUCGCGAUUUUCAACGAGAAAGGACCUCUACAUGCAAGUCAGAGAAGCUACACUCCUUGUUCCGUGCGACUCGCGGCUCUGCGGCUGAGCUCGCCGUACCCCGCAGCUGCAGCCUGGUGCGAGCCUGAUCAAUCAGUACUCUUCGCAGCCACUGUCAUGAUGUCUUCUUCACCUCAUGAAGCAUGGCCUUCUUAGCAAUCGCCAGAUUGAUUGACAUCUUGCAGGCCUGACCAUGCGGCUCCUACAAUGCGACGACACCGGCGCGUAUAGCCUUACGCCAGACCUCCCUUCCGACGAUGUGCCCCCUUAUGCGAUCCUCUCCCACACCUGGGGACCGGACGAGGUAGUCUUCGCCGACCUUGCGAAGGCGCCAGGUGAUUGGCAGCACAAAGACGGCUACGGAAAGAUUCGGUUCUGUGCUGAGCAAGCAAGACAACACGGAUUGCGAUACUUCUGGGUUGAUACAUGCUGCAUCGACAAGUCUGACGCUAUCGAGCUUCAGACUGCGAUUAACAGCAUGUUCCGGUGGUAUCGCGAUGCAAAACGAUGCUACGUCUACCUUUCUGAUGUCUCUAAGCCCGCGGCUUUUGGCCAGCAUCAUACGCUUACGCUAUGGGAGGAGGCAUUUCGAAAGAGCAGAUGGUUUACCCGUGGAUGGACGCUCCAAGAGCUCAUCGCCCCGAAGACAGUCGAUUUCUACUCGAAGGAGGAGGUUUGGCUAGGCGACAAGCGGUCGUUGGAGGCUUUGAUACGCGACAUCACAGGAAUUCCUUCGAAUGCUCUCCGUGGUACACCUUUGGCCGAUUUUACCAUCUCGGAACGAGAGGCAUGGGUCCGCGACCGUCAAACGAAAUACGAUGAAGAUGUGGCCUAUUCGCUUCUAGGGAUCUUCGGCGUAUACUUAUUGCCAAACUAUGGCGAAGGGAGAGAUAACGCACAGAGACGUUUGCGAGAAGAGGUCCAGAAAGUUGUAAAAGGAACCGGUAUGAACGAUUUCUCCGUUGCCUUCAGUCUAUCCGAAGCCCCCGAGAUCCAACAUUUUGUGGCAAGAGAGGAGGAAAUAGCAGAGAUGCGCACACGUUUACACUCGGAUGGAAGCCGUCGCUCCGUUAUUCUCCACGGCCUCGGCGGCAUUGGCAAAACACAGCUGGCUGUAGCAUAUACGAAGCGGUAUCGAGAUGAGUAUUCUGCUAUAUUCUGGUUCAAUAUCAAGGAUGAAGCCGCUAUUCAACAAAGCUUUACGAAAGUCGCGAGGCAGAUUCUACAACAACAUCCUCACGCCGACCGAUUAAGUACACUAGACUUACAGCAAAAUCACGAGGUGGUCGAAGCAGUGACGACCUGGUUCAGCUUGCCAGGCAAUACGAGGUGGCUUCUUGUAUAUGAUAACUACGAUAACCCGAGGUUGGCUGGUCGUCAGGACGAUACGACGAUUGAUAUAAUCCGGUUUCUUCCUCAAGCGUACCAAGGCUCGGUUAUUAUUACGACGCGAUCGUCACAAGUCAGCAUAGGCAAUCAAAUCCGACUCAAGAAGCUUGAUUCAAUUGACAAGAGUCUCCAGAUUCUGUCAACAACCUCAGGCCGAUAUGACUUGCAGGACAACAUUCAUGCUCGAAAUCUUGCUGAAGAACUUGACGGACUUCCUCUUGCACUUGCCACGGCUGGAGCUUACCUAAGGCGUGUUUCAAUCAGUUUUGCGGAUUACCUUCGUCUUUAUAAAGACUCAUGGGCCAGACUCCAUGCAAGCACGCCGACUUUAGGCUCUUACCAAGACCGGACACUCUGCUCUACGUGGCAACUUUCGUACGACCAAAUCCAAGGACAAAACCGACUCGCAGCUCAUUUACUCCAAUGGUGGGCCUAUUUCGACAAUGAAGAUAUAUGGUUCAAACUCCUCCAACCUGAGGAUCAAAAUGGGCCGGCGUGGAUAUACGAUUUGGCUGAUGAACUCGAAUUCAACAGUGCUCUAGGCACACUAUAUGACUACGGCCUUGCCGAAACGCAUAUAUCGACAGAUAAAUCUCUCGGAUCAACAGGAUACAGCAUUCAUGCUUGCGUACAUAGCUGGACUAUUAAUGUGUUGAACGAAGAUUGGGACGUUGAUUUGGCUAAGCUUGCGCUAGAAUGCGUAGCUGCGCGCGUUCCAUCACAGGACGAGCUUCAAUUCUGGGCACUUCAAAGGCGACUUCUCUCACAUGCCACAAAAUGUGGCGCUGGGGUGCGGGAUAGCGAUGAAGGAAUAGAAUGGGCAUUGUGUAGCCUAGGGAACCUUUACUCCGACCAAGGCAAGAUGCAAGAGGCCGAAGACAUGUACUUACGGGCGCUUCGAGGGUACGAGAAGGCGUGGGGACCGGAUCAUACGUCGACACUCUCCACGGUUAAUAACCUAGGGAGCCUUUACUCAAGCCAAGGCAAGAUGCAAGAGGCCGAAGACAUAUACUUACGGGCGCUUCGAGGGAAGGAGAAGGCGUGGGGACCAGAUCAUGCGUCGACACUCGACACGGUUAAUAACCUAGGUCGCCUUUACUCAAGCCAAGGCAAGAUGCAAGAGGCCGAAGACAUGUACUUACGGGCGCUUCGAGGGUACGAGAAGGCGUGGGGACUAGAUCACACGUCGACACUCUCCACGGUUAAUAACCUAGGGAGCCUUUACUCAAGCCAAGGCAAGAUGCAAGAGGCCGAAGACAUGUACUUACGGGCGCUUCGAGGGUACGAGAAGGCGUGGGGACCGGAUCAUACGUCGACACUCUCCACGGUUAAUAACCUAGGGAGCCUUUACUCAAGCCAAGGCAAGAUGCAAGAGGCCGAAGACAUGUACUUACGGGCGCUUCGAGGGUACGAGAAGGCGUGGGGACCGGAUCAUACGUCGACACUCUCCACGGUUAAUAACCUAGGUCGCCUUUACUCAAGCCAAGGCAAGAUGCAAGAGGCCGAAGACAUGUACUUACGGGCGCUUCGAGGGUACGAGAAAGCCAUAGAUCCUCGAACUUUCCCAAUAUAUCGACCAGCAAUUAAUACUAUAUGGAACUUAGGGGAACUGUUUCGAACUCAAGACAAACUAGCUAAUGCUAAGCAACUCUAUAUACAAGCUCUCACUGGUUUGGAAAGGUUGUAUAAAACUUCACAUCCAGACGUCCACGCAUUGCGAGAAGUUUUAUCAGAACUGGAUGAGGCAUUAUUAGUUAAAUCAGUGGUGUCUCGCUCAGUCUUCGAAAAUUCAGCAUCGGCGCAAGUAUCGGACAAAACCACGUUAGCUAAAUCUCCGAAAAUAAGACGACGAGAUGCAGUCAAAAAGAUGUUCCAUAUCUUUACUAAAUAGACUGAAAAUAAUGAAAUUUGCAAAUUACUAAUACCC
Messenger RNA from Truncatella angustata, 3460 nucleotides. RefSeq lists its product as uncharacterized. The transcript is spliced from 3 exons. The record is from RefSeq and is a predicted model, not a curated record. Lineage: Eukaryota; Fungi; Ascomycota; Sordariomycetes; Amphisphaeriales; Sporocadaceae. Gene Ontology annotation, cellular component: kinesin complex. Gene Ontology annotation, molecular function: ADP binding; protein binding. The coding region runs from base 338 to 3424 and encodes 1028 amino acids.